AGAUUCUGCGCGGGUACAUACUAUUUCCGUUGCGCUGAAAGACCAUGAUAAGAGAUGAACUACAUGAGCGAACGAUAUGAUCAUAAGAACCUGGACAGCUCUAGUAGUUUUCAUAUAUGUAUGUUUGCCAUGUAUCGUCUGCAAGAAGAACUACACCAUCAAACCCAGAGCGGUGGUCCCGGAGAAUUAUGUAAAAGAAAUUCGCCCCCCUUCGCCCAAAGGGCAGCCAGUGACGGUGGACGUCAGCAUUUACGUAGUAGACAUAAAUUCAAUAAAUGUAGAAGACAUGGAUUUUCGAAUCGACAUGUUCGUGCGGCAGCGCUGGGCGGAGCCCCGACUGCGCAUGCCCAACGACAUCUUCGAAGAGGGCGAUGACUCGGUGACGCUGCCCUCAGAGUUCGUGGACAACCUCUGGCAGCCGGACCCCUACAUCCUCAACGCCAAGGUCUCAGAAAUUGCCAAGCUGCAGCACAAGUUCCUGAGCGUGACGCUGUUCAAGAACAAGACGGUUCGCUAUGCGGCCCGCAUGCACGCCAUCAUUGCCUGCCAAAUGGAGUUCCAGCUGUACCCCAUGGACAUACAAGUGUGUCCCAUGUACAUCGAAAGCUCUCGUGAAAGUUCAAGCGAGGCUGGAAGUGUGAUGUGGGCGUGGUCGUGUGUGGCAGUCUCGUUCAACAACCAGAAGCUCCGGCUGCGCUGGGGCGAGGACGCGGUGACGGUGAACCCCGAGCUGAAGCUGCUGCAGUACAACGUGGGGCAGCCGCUCCAGAUGGAGGAGACGACCGGCUACAUGCUGGAGAGGGAAGCCAACUUCUCGCGCCUGGUGCUGUACUUCCGGUUCGAGCGGCAGAUCGGCCACCACCUCAUCCAAACGUUCGCGCCCAGCGCGCUGGUGGUCAUGCUCUCGUGGUUCAGCUUCUGGAUCGGGCUGGACGCCAUUCCGGGCCGCGUCACGCUGCUCGUCACCUCGAUGCUCACCCUCGUCACCAUGUUCACCGGCCUCAAGUCCGACAUCCCGCCCGUCGCCUACGUCAAGGCGCUGGACCUGUGGAUGGCCGGGUGCAUGGUGUUCGUGUUCGCGGCGCUGGGGGAGUUCGUGGUGGUGAAGGUGCUGGACGUGCGCUACCAGGCGGAGAAGAGCUCGCGUGCCUCCGUGCCGCGCAUCAUGCCCAUGCAGCGGAUCCAGGCCAUGGACAAGACGCACUGUGUGGCGGCGUGGGACGUGGAGUCGGCGGGGGUGCGCUGCAGGAAAUCCAGUCUGACCAACCUAAGAAAUCGUCGACUCAUCCAAGUGUCUUGGAUAGAUCGCCGGACUGGCCAGGAGAAAGUUCUAUGGAGGGAAAUAGAUCAUCAAUCCAGAAUUAUUUUUCCAGUAUUCUUUCUUCUGUUUGUGGUGUUCUAUUGGCCAAUUCUGUUGUUGAAAAAGUCACAGUUACUUGGAAAUUAAUUGUUGAAUGCGCCACAACUUGAAUUAUAUAAACGAGUGGACAUGGAAAUUUCGUAUGGAGAUCGACAAGAUUGUAUAAUUUUCAAGUAUCAAUAAGUACUUGUUCACUUCAAUAUUUUUAAGAUGUAUAAUAAGAAUGACAAUUUUGUAAAUAGAAAUGAUGGAAGGUGAAUAUGUGUGUUAUCUAAAUAAGGAGCGAGAAACAAAUAUAUCAUAUAUUUUCAUAAUAGCAUUGUACGUAAUCUCUGAUGUUAGUAGUAACGAUAUUUUGAUGAAGUAUGUUACCAUUAAUGUAUAAUUGUGCCUUCAGAGCGUUAUUUGAACAACGCCGAAACCUUUUCAUUUUACAAAUGGACAGUAUUAUUGUUUAAAGUUCUAUUACUGAAUUAAAGUAGAUAUAGUCUAUUCAGUUUUUGCUUCUUAUAGGCAAAAUGCCAAUUUUGCAGCAAAAUGACUAUGGCCGCUAUGCGGCUGAAAAUAAUUUUGUAUAAAAAAUAAUGGCUACAUCCACUUUAAUUCUAGCGUCAGCAUAAACAUCACAAUUGUCCUUUAUUGUUGAAAAGCUUUAUUAAAGCGAAUCUCUUUAAAUGAGAUUUAAUAUCUUCUAACUAAGAAUUGAUCCAAUUGAAAUUUUAGGUCUAGAUAGUACCCCGUCAUGCAAUUAUCUUCCAGCCCUAGAUAUCCUAGAUAAGGUCAAUGACAUUUAAGGAAAGUAUUUUCUGGAACCCCAAUCAUAAUUUAACCAACUUCAACUACGGAACUCAUAACCGGUUGGUGCUGGCCGGGAACGAGGUCAGGGACUUGGGUCGAGAAGAACAGGGUAUGGAGCUCUGUGAUGUUUUUACCUAGUCGCGGCGCUUCGGGAGAGGAAGUAUAGAAUAUAAAAACUAUAAUGACAAUUUUAAAAAAUACUAUUAAUAAUACUAGUUUGAUAUGAAAACUUUCUUUAGUUACAUUUGAUAAAAUCAUGAUUUUGUAUUCAUUUCAUUUCGGAUGAGGAAAAUCCAUGAUAUUAAGAUCUGAGGAGUAAAAGAAACAUUACAGUUCUUUAACACAGUAUAUAUUACGCGAAGAAAAGACGCGAAUUUCGCGAAUUAGUUUUUUAUAACAAUUAGCAGAAAUCUCAAGUGACAGUGUAUAUCAGAACAACACUUCUUUAUUACACGACAAACCUACAUUAUCUGGAAAACUGACCUUCAGAAUUGAUACUUUGUGUUAAAAAUAAUGAUUAAAACUAAACGUUCUACAACAGCCCAUACCUUCUCGCAUUAUUUCUA
Molecule: messenger RNA, 2724 nt
Organism: Gryllus bimaculatus (two-spotted cricket)
Lineage: Eukaryota; Metazoa; Arthropoda; Insecta; Orthoptera; Gryllidae
Source: the annotation of a GenBank genome assembly